UGCUGGUACAUUUUCUACAUGUGUACAUGCUCUAUGUGAAAUCUCUGCACAUUCAUUUGCCACGGUGCCUUAAUACACUGGUGAUGAGUAAGAUGCAUGCUGGGAGAGCUUAAAGUCCAGUUGUUAUCUUUUCGGAAGAACGGCAAUAAAUUAAGAAGGUAAAAGUCAGGUUCAGGAUUGUCAGAUUGUUCCUUGAGCUGCCAAGAUGUGGUGGACAAGGACCUUUAUUCACCAAAUCAGGAUCUCCGCCAUUAUCUUGGCCUUGAUUCUGCACUUGGCUACUUCUCAACCUUGUCUCAGCCCUGAGAAGAAAUGCGACUUUGUGUGUGACUGUUUGGAUUGCGAUGACGAACAAGACUGCGGCUACAGCGGGAAGGGAUUUCAUUGUGAUUUUGAGGACACAGGAAUAUGUGGAUGGAAGGACCAGUCCUUGAAUGCAGCAUACAGGUGGGAACAGCGUCAAAGAGGUGACACACUCCCAGAUAGCGGACCAUCCUCUGAUUUUACCACUGGGACUGCUUCAGGUUGGUUUAUGGGUGUAACAGAGGUCAAGUCCUCUAGUGUCAAAACUGCAGUCCUUGUUUCACCAAAGAUGCAAGAGUCCUCACCAACAUGUCGCCUUCGUCUCAGAUAUUUCCUGUGGGAUUCAGGCGAAACGAGUCUUGGCUCCUCCCCGCUAUUUGCAUCUGUCCUCCAUAAUGACUUCGAAAAAGCCAUAGUGUGGCGGCCUGAAGCCACCAGCGUCCGAGGAUGGCGGGAGGCCACCAUCUUUCUGGGCCGCAUCGCCGCACCUUUUCAGAUCCAUCUUAACUCAAACCGCUUGCAGGGGCGGAGAGGAGAUGUUGCUGUGGAUCAACUUGAGUUCCUGGACUGUGCUUUGCCCUUGCCACUACCUGGCAAAGAGUGUCCGGCCGAAAUGCUGGCGUGCAAACGUGGGGGCUGCGUCACCCAACGUCAGGUAUGCGACGGCACUGAUGAUUGUGGCGACAGGACCGAUGAGGAGAACUGUGAGGGAUAUCGGCGCUGUGACUUUGAGAAAGAUUUGUGUGAUUGGGACUUCAGGUCAUUGUCCAAUUUAAAAUGGAUAAGGACCAAUCAGAAAAACGUAUCCAUCACAGAUCCUCUGAAAGGACCGGGACGGGAUCAUUCCAGCAACAGCGCAUCGGGUCACUUCUUGUAUGUCACGGUACCCGAUGAAGGGCUUGGAAAAGAUUGGGCUGCAUUCCAAAGUCCUCGCCUUGAACCCACUAAUAGUACUCAUCCUUGCAAGAUGGUCAUGUACACGCACCAGUUUGGGCCGAGGUCCGGCGGGCUGACGGUACUGGUUGCUGAUAAGAGAAUCUCACCAGUGUGGAAACGAGGUGGAGCUCUGGGUGAUGUUUGGGUAAAAGCUGAAGUGGAAAUUGUCAAUAACUCAACUUUUCAAAUUCUUUUCAUGGCAGCAGUCAGGGAACUCGCCUAUGGCGGUGUCGCCAUCGACAACAUUGUAUUGUCUCCUGAAUGCCGCAGGUCAAAUGAAAGUAUCUGGUUGGAUAAAUUCCCUAAAUCUCCCAAAAACCCUUGCACGGUGCCUGAAAAGUUGUGUAAUUUUGAAACCGACUGCCAGGGAGGAGAGGAUGAAGCCGUAUGUGGAGACUUCUCGUACCGUGAAGGCAGCUCAGGCUGGACAGACACAAGCAUUGGGAGUCAGGGUUGGGUACUUCAACAUUCUUCAGAAAAAGAGGAGUACCUUUAUGUGGACGAGGCCCCAGGUCAGCAAUUGACUAAGGCGCAGACACGGACCCCGCUCCUGGGCCCCUCCGGCCCUGCUUGCACUUUACAAUUUGAUUUUUCACUCACUGGAGAUUCAGAUCAUAUUGGUGACCUAUCGGUCAGAGUGAUAGACAGUAUGUUGGGUGUGCAGGCUGAAUUGUGGGAGUUCAGUGGAAAGACAGGAAUAGGGGAGGCAGAGUGGCAACCCGCACAAGUGGCCAUCGGAGCCAGGAAACAUCGUUUUCAGUUGGCAUUUGAAUCUCGUGUGCUAAAACUGUCCCCUUCCACCAAGAUUAAAGUAAAAAACGUUCACUUCACUGGUUGCCAUGCUGACUAUUAUCCAUCCUCUUCAACGGCAAUGUCAUGUAACUUUGAAGAAGGGUUAUGUGGCUGGCAUCAGGAUAAAAGUGACAACUUUGACUGGUCACUGUUCGAUGGGAUGGACCACACCAUCGGGUUGGGUAAAAGUCUUGUGGUGGACAUGUGGAGUUCCUCACUGCAUGGUGUUUUUGGACGCUUACUGUCAUUGCCAUUAUUACCUGGUCAUACCGGCCUCUGCCUGACCUUCUUCUACAAAAUUUACGGGCCAAAUAAUGGGGCUCUCAAUGUGAAGUUAUUUGAUGAGGAUGGUUAUGAGAAGUUGCUGUGGACCCGCAAUGGAGCUCACGGCAACAUGUGGCAUGAAGCACAAUGCCCAGUGCCUCAUCAGUUCACAACAUAUCAGCUGAUGUUUGAAGCUGUACGCUCCGGUUUUGAUGGCCAGGUGGCCAUUGAUGAUGUGACGUUGGUGGCCCGACCCUGUUCUGUCCCAAGGUUGUGUUCUUUUGAGGCUCAGCAGUGUGGCUACAUCAGUUCUGGUCCGGUUUAUUGGGUCCAUAGAAACGGACUGACUGCAAAAGCGACGGAACCCAAAAGCGAUCACACUCUGGAGACAGAACUGGGUUUCUACAUGAUAGUUAAAACUGGAAGAAGUGUCCUUCCCACUGGCGCAAUCACAACUCUCACAUCGCCUGUUCGCCAGGGAACAACUCGUACUGAGUGUGUAAAUUUCUGGUAUCACAUGGGAAGCGAGAAUCCAGGCUCUCUGUCAGUGUAUAUGAAGCCAGUGAAAGGUGAGAGGGUCAAGAUCUUUAUGAGCAGUCUGAACCAGGGAGAUGUCUGGCUCCAUGGUAAUGGCAAUAUCUCCAGCAACCUUCUGGACUGGCAGUUGCAGUUUGAAGUCACAGGAAGAGGAGGAAAAGACACUCAUAUUGCAAUUGAUGAUGUUUUCCUUUCUGCACAUCCAUGUGAAAAUCAAGGUUCAAAGUGCAGUCUCGAGAAAGGAAUGUGUACCUGGAGUAACACUCAAAACAUCAAGCGGGACCAACUGGAUUGGGAGUUGACGAGUCAUGAAAAAGAGAACCACUACUUUACCCCCUUGGAAGACCACACACUUGGAACGGAGAAAGGUCACUUCCUGUUCAUUCCAAGUAGCAACCGGACAGCAGCCAACCAGAAGGCUCAUCUGCUGAGCCCUCAUCUACCUCGGACAAAAGGCACUUGCUUGAAAUUCUGGGCCUACAAACCAUAUUCAUCGGACAGCCAGCUAAGGGUGUGGACAUUGUCCAAAGAUCUUCUCAAUGAGCAGCUAGAGGUGAAAGAGCUUGGGGGACCAUGGAGACGCUUUGAGGUUGACAUCGUGUCCACUGAAGAAUAUCAGAUUGUGAUUGAGGGAAUCAAAGGUGCUACUGGUGUUCUUGCCCUUGAUGACAUUGAGUACACUAUCGGUGUCAACUGUGCUAGAAAAGUCACGGAUGGAGCCACAACCUCAACCAAGCCCAAUGCAGGAGGGAUUGCAGCAUCAGUCAUUGUAGUGCUGCUGCUGAUUGGCACAUUGAUUGCCCUGCUUGUCUACUACCUUCGCACCCAAAUGACAGUCAGGGCUUCAUCUCCCGAAGCUUACGCCGGUUUCAGCAACGAGACCUAUGAAGCAGAUGUCACGGAAGACCACGUGAGAGUUCCACCAGCGCAAUCUCACCCUAUGGCAGCUGGGUUCAACAUUAUCUCUGUCUCUGCUGCUGUCAGAGAGAGGGAGGUGGCGUGAGAGUGGACGAAAGGCGGUCUCGCCACCUCUCGUGGCUUAGUGAAAUUUAGGCGAUAUUACAGCAGAAGAACUGCUUGUAUCGGCCUUACAUCACACACGCACACACACACACACACACCAACGCACACACGUACAAAUACUUGCAUAGUAAACACAGCAAAAUCAGCACAUAUACAGAUUUAUAUCCGGUGAUGACCUCGAGACUGAGCUCAUUGCCGAAGGAAGUGAAGGUCCAUGUGGAAAACUGUAGGAACGUUCCUCAAGUUAGAAAACACUAUCUUCUCUAAGUGUGAGCAUUCCCUGAGAUGAAGUAAGACGGAAUGUCAUGUAAGUUUGAAGCACAAAAGGUCAUGAGGAUGAUAGAUGUUGUCAAACAAUUGUAUGAUGGACAUCAACUGUGAUGGAUUCUCAGGAGAAAGAUUUUUUACAAGGGUGAUUCUAAAUUGAUAGGGUGCCCUACCGGGAAAGCGGAAAGGAGGAAUGAUAGUCAAGAAAAGUCGACCGAUAUCUGAAGGAUAUUUUACAUGCUUUAAACCUGUGUAACUGAU
This is a messenger RNA of Syngnathus typhle (broad-nosed pipefish), 4383 nucleotides long. RefSeq names its product MAM domain containing 4 (gene mamdc4). Bases 206 to 3835 code for a protein of 1209 amino acids. NCBI's taxonomy places the organism in Eukaryota, Metazoa, Chordata, Actinopteri, Syngnathiformes, Syngnathidae. Gene Ontology annotation, cellular component: membrane. The transcript is spliced from 29 exons. Gene Ontology annotation, molecular function: protein binding. The record is from RefSeq and is a predicted model, not a curated record.